UCCCUUUUCCGUUGUUGACGUUUGUUGCUCGCAGAAACGGGAAAUGGACCCUUAUCAUUUCCACAUCGGGAUUGCGGAGAAAACUGCGGAGCAACUCGCAACGAAUGCCGAACUACUGAAAGACGGCCAUGCCAUCCUCGUUCCAUUCGCGGCCAAGUUCAUGGAGGACGAGAGGUUGAUCAGUCUUAACAAGCACGUCAAGAGCAUGGGCUUGGGCACCUACCUUGUUCAGGAGCACGGCAAGAGCCAGUACGGCAACAGGGUGAUAAUCGUGCUGCCGGACACGGAAGGGAACGGUGGCCGCGUCGAGUGCACCUGCAGAGUCCCUACCAGGUUCCACCUCCUGUGCCAGGACGCCCUCGCGGUGUUGAAAUCAAUCGACAGGCUUGAUUGCACGAGGGCGCUUAUCGAUAGCGGGUACACCCUGGCUUCCUUCAGGGUGCUGCACACCCACCCCGACUAUCCCGUCGUACUUCCGAUCUGGUCAGAGCUUUCCAAGGGCGACCUCCUGCCCCCGCGGCAGGUGACCCGGCAAGCUGGUGCUCCGAAGAAGAACCGUGGCCCCCGGCAGCGUUCCCGAUUCCCUGGUCGCAACGACAACUGCCAGCGCGGACGCGGCAACGUAGCCCAAGAUGGAGGNACCCACCCCGACUAUCCCGUCGUACUUCCGAUCUGGUCAGAGCUUUCCAAGGGCGACCUCCUGCCCCCGCGGCAGGUGACCCGGCAAGCUGGUGCUCCGAAGAAGAACCGUGGCCCCCGGCAACGUUCCCGAUUCUCUGGUCGCAACGACAACUGCCAGCGCGGACGCGGCAACGUAGCCCAAGAUGGAGGUGGUCGUGGCGGCGGGCCUGCCGCCGGGGGAGGGGGUGGUCGUGGCGGGGGCGGCAACUCUCGGCCCGUCCCGGUACAUGGGAUGGGCAGCGUUGGCAGCCACGUGGGAGACCUCAACGUCGGAGGUUCCGCCGGCGAGCGAACUACCGGGAGGUUGUGGGGGGGGCUCGCGGUUCAGCGCUACGGCUCGGAAGACGCUACCGGCCGCGACCACGCAUCGGGGGCGGGGGCCGGGUCAUGCUCUAUGCUGAGUCAAUCCCAAGGCUCCAUCGACCUGUCGUAGCUCAAGUGGUUUGACUCAUCUUAGGGUUAGGUAACUUGGGCCUUUGAAUUUCUUCGUCGCACGUUGUCAGAGUCAAAUACGACGCUGUGGUCUGUGAAUGGCAGGGCGCAAGAGGUCGAAUGUGUGUGCAGAUUUGCGUUAAGCACCCGCUACGGCGGGGCCCGUGUUGUAGCGCCUAGUUUCGCGUGCCAGUCUCCAAAUGCUAUGCACAACAGAGAUGAACAGCGAAAUUCGACAACCACGCACGCACGCACAUGACUUCGACUUGGCUUGAAAAAUGGGUAGAACCGUCGAGCCCCAAGAGGAAGCUGUUGUGGAGGACGGUUAUCGUCAGCCUUAUCGUCAGUCAUGCGCACCCACGUACCUGCAAACUGCUUCUCACGAUAAUCGCGACGAAGAGCGUUUGUUUGCGGAAGUGGCCCUUCACCCCAACAGACAGAUUCGCAACCGAAUAACAAAUCCACCGUAAACGCCCGUUACCCGAACGUGUUCUUGUCAACGGGGGAGGAGGGGACAGUGCGUCGUGUAGAAGCACAGAACGCAAGUGUUGGACGCGCCCCCAGAUAUAGUUGCCGGUCCACGUCUGCACCGUUUAGUGGUGAUGUACGCAGCGAAAAUAUAUUGGGCCACAACCUAAACACUUUGAACGCCAUGCGUUUACUGUGUUCUACUGCUGCACGAUGGCAACACUACGUGCGAAGAGUCUACUACAGUACCACACCGCCAAAGAAAGGUGUGUUUGGUGUUACCUCGGCAAGCAAACAUGCAUCUGCAGCAUUUAACUCUGUACGGGUCGUUGUGCACAUUUGGAUGGCUUUCGGUGCGUGCGUGCACACAGAAUGUUGCACCACCUUCUGGCCCCGUGUCGCAGCUUCUACGUGAUCCACUGGGGGGGGGGUUACGGCUGUCUGCUGUGCAUACAGCGGUGGAUACGUGUAUAGGCCCAUUAUGCUCCUUUUUUCUUUUUUUAUGCUCCUUUAUUUCGGAAAGCAUAUGCUGCAAAAGUCAAUUAUGCUCAUCGAAUAUGCUCCUUUGGUCUCGACAUGCCCCCACCUAUGCUCCGUUUUGGUGGCGGGAAUAUGCCUCAAAUGCCUCUUUAUGCUACCGUGCUACCGUAUCACGCUUGUGUUUGUGGUGUUAAUGUUAAUGCUUCGCCCAAGUUCAACAACUACAUACAUACGUGUUAUCAGUCAGCAGUUUUGUGUUUUCGAAGACUCUCGGCUCUCGUUACCUUCAUCACAGCCGUCGCACUCCUUCGAAAACUGGUGCCCAAAACGAGUACUACUCGAAGUAGAACGGAGUAUAUACGAAGUAGGGGUACUUCAUUAUCUGCGGCCAACGAGCUCAACAUCACCAGUCUCAAUGCGGAGCACCCACAGCAAGCGGAAGCGGCAAUUCCUCAGCAGCCGGCAUCCGUCUCAGCUGCCGCGACGUUGUACGCAUCCAUCUCUUCUACGAGGGCGGCGACCACGGUUGGUGUCACGAACGGAAGCACUUCUGGUAGGAUGUGUACGUCCGACUCCUCCAGUUGGUGCCCCUUCACGAACGAACGUGAAGUUCAGCAGUCUCGCCCCCUCGAAAAGCCGGAUGGUCGCGUGUUCCUUAGCUCCCGGAUGGUCCCCGAUUCUCGCGUAUGCGUGGUACCGGACGCCGUGCAUGUGAAAGAGUGCCAUCUUCUUGAGCCAAAGCUUCACGUUCUCCUGCAACCGACGAAAAGUACGAGCACGUUUCACGAGAGGGAUGAAGACAUGAUGUACAAAAUCGUGUGAAACAGCUGGCUGGGUGAAACUGCUCUCAUCAUGGAGGGGGGAUUCAAGACAGCUGGAGCUUGAAGAGCUAGAGCGUGCCAUGCCGAGCAGCCCGUGCGCGGGCGUGUGUGCGUGUGGAGCCCACUGCUGUGUGCGUGUCUUCGGAGAGCGCGUGCACGCUGGUUGCACUCCUUUAAGAUCGUCUUCAUGUCUGUCUUAGGUGUAUGCACUUAUGUCAAGUGUAACACUC
Messenger RNA from Ectocarpus sp. CCAP 1310/34, 3112 nucleotides. The record is from the annotation of a GenBank genome assembly. NCBI's taxonomy places the organism in Eukaryota, Phaeophyceae, Ectocarpales, Ectocarpaceae.